AUGACACCAUCACUCAAUCCUUCGUCAUCAAUUCUCAUUGUCGGCGCAGGUACCUGGGGCUGCUCGACGGCUCUGCAUCUCGCCCGUCGGGGAUAUACAAAGGUCACCGUGCUUGAUCCUCAUCAGGUGCCAUCGCCCAUUGCAGCCGGCAAUGAUAUCAACAAGAUCAUGGAGCAUCGUGAAUUGAAAGACCCCAAUUCUGACUCCAUAAGUCUCGCCUUCGCAACAUGCACCAGAGCGGCAUUGAACGGGUGGAAAACAGACCCAGUUUUUCAGCCCUACUUCCACGAGACGGGCGCGAUUGUCUCCGGCCAUACGCCAGAGUUGAUCAAACACAUCCAAGAAGAUGAGAUCGAUCCGACCAAGUCCGGGAAUUUGGUGAAGUUAGAGUCGGCCGAAGAUUUCCGCAAGACCAUGCCCCCGGGUAUAUUGACAGGAGGCUUCCCGGGAUGGAAAGGCUGGUUGAAUAAGACCGGUGCGGGAUGGAUCCAUGCGCGGAAGGCCAUGGUCUCUACUUAUAGCGAAGCAAAGCGGCUGGGUGUCAGUUUCGUGACAGGUUCGCCGCAGGGAAAUGUAAUCUCGCUCGUCUACGAAAAUGGUGACGUUAUCGGAGCCGAAACCGAAGAUGGAAUCGUCCACCGUGCACAGCAUACCAUCCUCGCCGCCGGCGCAGGAAGUGACCGUCUUCUAGACUUCAAAAACCAACUACGCCCAACAGCAUGGACACUCUGCCACAUCCGCAUGACCCCUGAAGAAGCGCAACGAUACCGCAACCUCCCCGUCCUCUUCAAUAUCGCGAAGGGCUUCUUCAUGGAACCCGACGAAGACAAGCACGAGCUUAAGAUCUGCGACGAACAUCCCGGAUACUGUAACUUCGUGCCUGAUCCGCAGCACUCCGGUGAAAUACGCAGUAUCCCAUUUGCUAGACAUCAGAUUCCGCUUGAGGCGGAGGCGCGGGCUAGGGAUUUCCUAAGCGAUACCAUGCCGCAUCUGGCAAGAAGGCCGUUGGCAUUUGCGAGGAUUUGUUGGGAUGCAGAUACAGUGGAUCGGGCUUUCUUGAUUGAUAGGCAUCCGGAUCAUGCAUCGCUGUUGCUGGCUGUUGGAGGGUCUGGGAAUGGCGCUAUGCAAAUGCCUACAAUUGGGGGGUUUAUUGCAGAUGCUUUGGAGGGGGUUCUGCAGAAGGAGUUGAAGCAUGUUGUGCGGUGGCGGCCGGAAAUAGCAGAUCAUCGGGACUGGAGAUCUACUCAGAAUCGGUAUGGGGGGCCUUUCAAGGUUAUGGACUUUCAAGAGGUGGGUGAAGAUGAGUGGACAAAGAUCGUUGACGCGAAAAGUCGACUGUAG
Aspergillus chevalieri is the source of this 1341-nucleotide messenger RNA. Its product is annotated as NAD(P)/FAD-dependent oxidoreductase. NCBI's taxonomy places the organism in Eukaryota, Fungi, Ascomycota, Eurotiomycetes, Eurotiales, Aspergillaceae. The transcript has 2 exons. The coding region runs from base 1 to 1341 and encodes 446 amino acids. Gene Ontology annotation, molecular function: saccharopine oxidase activity; flavin adenine dinucleotide binding; sarcosine oxidase activity. The record is from RefSeq and is a predicted model, not a curated record.